Molecule: messenger RNA, 2569 nt
Organism: Micropterus salmoides (largemouth bass)
Lineage: Eukaryota; Metazoa; Chordata; Actinopteri; Centrarchiformes; Centrarchidae
Product: GTPase IMAP family member 7-like
Exons: 2
Coding region: 211-1470 (419 amino acids)
Molecular function (GO): GTP binding
Source: RefSeq, a predicted model, not a curated record
GCUACAUUUUACAUAAGCCACACACACACACACACACACAAUUGAGUAACUUGACUAGGCAUACCUAUGUGUUUUUUUUACUUUGUUGCUGACUGCAUUGUGCAAAGUGAAAGCAGUGGGCACAUAUAAUACAGGAAACAUCUUCAUACACUCUGGCGGUCAUGUGUCUCUGAAUACUUGUCACUCCAAAGUUACUUCAACUUUGACAACAUGGAUGUCCCAAAUAGAAGAAUUGUCAUCUUGGGAAAAACUGGAGCUGGAAAAAGCAGCCUGGCUAACACCAUAUUUGGAGAGAAAAAGUUCAAGAUUGAUGAUUCUCUCAACUCUGGAACAAGUGAAUGUAAAGCAGAAACCAAAUCUAUCAAUGGAAGAAGCAUCACUUUGAUCGACACGCCUGGUUUCUUUGACACUGAUAAAUCUGAGGAGGAGCUGAACUGUGAGAUAGUGAGCUGUAUCACAAAGUGUGCUCCUGGUCCUCAUGCUUUUCUCAUUUUGCUAAAAAUAGAGAAAGCCACAGAGCAGGAGAAGGCUGUAGUGAAACAGAUAUGCCAAUGCUUUUCUGAUGAAGCUUUCAAGUAUGCAACAGUUAUCUUUACUCAUGGUGACCAGCUCCCUAAAGGACAGAAAAUUGAGAAAUAUGUCCAGAACAAUAAGUUCAUGAGGGAUCUGGUGAAGAAAUGUGGCGGCCGUUGCCACGUCAUUGAUAAUAAAUACUGGAAUGAAAACCCAAAGGAUGAAUAUAGGAGCAACCAGUUCCAGGUGGAGGAGAUACUUAAGUCAAUUGACAAGAUGGUGAUGGAAAACAAUGGGAGCUGCUACACCAAUGACAUGCUACAAGCAGUGGAGGAAGAAAUACAACAAGAGGGGGAUCAGAUUAGACUGUUAUCAGGAGACAAGUCAGAGAAAGAGAUCAGAAUGCUGGCUGAGGUCAGAGUAUCCACAAAGCUUUCAGUCAGGUUAGCAGGCAUAGGAACAGGUGCAUUGUUAGGAGCUUUAUGUGGUGUAGGAGUGUUGGUUGGAUUAGUGGUCAUAGUUGUAAAGAACAUAACACCAAUUCAAGCUGUAACCCAAGCGAUGGCAAAAUUAUUUGGAGAAAAAGGAAAAGCAGUAGCAGCAGCAACAGCAGCGGUAGGAGAUAGAGCAGCAGUAGCAGGUGGAGUAGCAGUAGCAGUAGGAGCAGUACAAGCAGGAGAAACAGCAGCAGUAGCAGGUGGAGUAGCAGCAGGAGAAACAGCAGCAGUAGCAGGUGGAGCAGCAAUAGGGGGAAUAGCAGCAGUAGCUGUGAUAGGUACAUCUGCUACAGUGGGAGCAGUUAUGGGAGGUUUUGCAGGAUAUCAUGCAGCUGAGGGAGCAGACACCUCACUGGAAGCAGUAAGAAGGUCAGCAGGUGCUGUCAAGAAUGGAGCCCUGUCUGUCUUAGAUAAAGCAAAUGAUUUUAUGGAGAAAAAGUUUCAGUCAAAACAGAGUUAAAGGUGUAGUAAUAUUUAGGAGGAACUAUUGACAGAAAUGCUAUAUAAUAUCCAUAACAAUGUUAGACCUUACAUAAUGAACCAUUAUGUUUUUGUUACCUUAGAAUACACCACGGGUCCUCUUAUAUUGCCAUGUUGCGCUACCAUGUUUCUACAGUAACCAAAAUGGACAAACUACUUUACAGAGUGUGUUUCGUCACUAUGUUGAAUAAAUACAAAAAAAAAUCAGAAGCAGUAUUAGUAGUAGUUGACUGGUUUAUUGGAAGUAUGACGAGACAAGCAGAGGACCACACGUAACCACACGCAAGUUAAAGGAGACCUAUUGUACUGCAUUUCCAGUCCUUUAUUGUUGCUCUUUGACUCCUGUAUGGCAGCUUUCCAUGAUUCAAAGUUCAAAAAAAGCAUUUUCUAUAUUAUACUGGCACUCAGGCCUUUAUUUCAGCAUCUGUCUGAAACAAGCUGUAGAUGCUCCUGUCUCUUUAAGCCCUAAUGGGGCUUUCACACCUAAAAGAUUUGCAGUUCCCAUGUGCAGAUGGACUGCUUGCUGUCUUGUCCUCCUUUCCUGCUGGCAAUUAUAUAAUGUUUGCAUAACGAGGUUGUUUAUGUGGCAAAUUUGAACUAACCUCGAGAAUAGUUGGUGCAGCAAGUAGUAAUGCCAUAAUAAUAACAAUAUAGUUGAUAUAUAGUAAUGAUAUUAAAUACUCAUCCCUCAUUCAUUCAUUCUUGUACCAGCUGAACUGUUUACAAACCAGUCAAGUAUAGGGAGAUGCAGCCCACAUAAAUGAUGACAACAGGACGCAGGUCUGUCCUAUAGUCCUAAAGUCUUUUAGUGCGGUAGCAUAAUUGCAGUUUGAAACCAAACCAAAACUAACUGAAUGUAUCAAAAUGUAACAAAACAUGAACUUUGGUUUGAACCUUGGUGCACUGAACCUUUAAACCCUUUAACUCCGAGAACAGUUCCUCUUAAAACACCUCUAACCUCUAACAUGCACUUCCUGUGCUCUUCUUCUUCUGUCCCCUUACAAUUAGCUUGUAUUGAUUGCACUUUUUGUUAAAUUAUACUUCUUCCCAAGGUAUUUACCCCAUUGACGCGAUAUGUC